AUGGCGACUCCCAUGUGGACCAGAGUCGUGCGGCAAGGUUGUUGUCGAUUUUGUCGUCUACAAAAUGUGAAACAAAGAGCAUUCAGUGUUAAAGGUGGGGAGACUACUAACAUUUCCAAAGUACCAUUGACAGAACGGUUGCCAGGGUUACCACAGCCAAAAUAUGCAACUUUAGACAACCAGAAACAGGUGACACAGGUCACAACACUUGAGAAUGGACUGCGAGUGGCAUCAGAAAACAAAUUUGGACAUUUUUGUACUGUAGGAGUGUUAGUUGACUCAGGAUCUAGAUAUGAAGUUGCAUAUCCAAGUGGAAUAUCCCAUUUUUUGGAGAAGUUAGCAUUUAAUUCAACUUCACAGUAUAGCCGAGAUGAAAUUUUCCAGAUUUUAGAAAAACAUGGUGGUAUCACAGAUUGCUUGUCAGCCAGAGAUACGUUGAUAUAUGCAAUGUCAGCCGAGUCUUCAGCGCUUCCUUUACUGUCCAAUAUUUUGGCAGAGGUCACUCUACGACCAAAGUUAACUGAACAAGAGAUUGAUGAUUCGAGGAACAUCGUGACAUACGAACUAGAGUCUAUUGAAAUGAACCCUGAUCCUGAAUCUAUACUUAUAGAAAUGUCACAUGCAGCUGCCUACCAGAAUAACACACUUGGCCUGCCCAAGCUUUGUCCAAACAAGAAUAUCCCUGUCAUGGACCGCAGUGCUCUUCUCUCAUACAUGCAUCACCACCACACACCUGACAGGAUGGUGGUUGCUGGCGUUGGUGUUGAUCACCAACAGUUUGUGGAAGCUGUCAAGGAAAGCUUCCUCAACAAAAAGCCAGUAUGGCAUGAUGAUCCUAAACUCAUCAAUCCGUCUGCUGCCCGAGAUAAAUCUAUUGCUCAAUACACAGGUGGCCAAGUAAAGGUAAGUAAGGACCUGUCAGCUGUCAGUCUGGGCCCUAAUCCCAUGCCUGAUCUGGCCCAUCUUGUCUUAGGCUUGGAGAGCUGUUCCCACAAGGAGGAUGACUUUGUACCAUUUUGUGUCCUUAACAUCCUGUUGGGAGGAGGCAGUUCAUUCUCGUCAGGGGGGCCAGGCAAGGGAAUGUACACUCGACUUUAUACACAUGUCCUUAACAGGUACCAUUGGAUAAACAGUGCAUCUGCUGUAAAUCAUGCAUAUGAAGACACUGGCCUCUUCUGCAUUCAUUGUAGCUCCCAUCCAGACAAGUUGGGUGAGCUGGCAGAGGUCAUCACUCAGGAACUCUGUGAAACUGCAGGCAACAUUCGUGUGGAGGAGCUUGAACGAGCGAAGACACAACUGCAAUCCAUGUUGAUGAUGAACCUUGAAAUGCGUCCUGUCAUGUUUGAAGAUGUUGGGCGCCAGGUACUUGCCAAUGGACACCGACGGCCUGUCGAGUACUAUUUUGAUGCAAUUGGGAAUAUCACAGGUGCUGAUGUACAGAGAGUGGCAAGUCGCAUGCUCAAGACAAAACUGAGUGUAGCAGCUUAUGGAAAUCUGUCAAAACUGCCAUCAUAUGAGGAUUUGCAGUCACACCUUGGAGGAAAAGGCAGCUUGUAUAGACAGUUCAACCCAUUUAGAAUGAGGCGGUGAUCAUGUGUCACUAUAGUCUGUGUUAGAGAUAUAUAUUGUAUUGUCGAGACCAAAGUGGACAGAACUGGAUAUGAUAUUAAAGCUAUUUCAGUGUGUCAUUUUAAAUGGCUGCUUUGGUAAAAACACAAAACAGGAGCAACAACAAACUUGUUGGUGUUGUGUGUAGUGUUUCUGUGAGAAGUAAUAUUGACUUACCUAAGCAUUACAAAACUUUCUCAGUGAUGAAGGGUGAUAUCAUGUGUAUGUGAUGUUUAUGCUGGUAUCAUAUUUGAGGGGUAUAUCGUGAUACUUAUGUUUGUCAGUCGUGUUCCAUUUUGUCGUGUCCUAUUCAAAGUCAGGUCAUGAGAACUCUUGAUUUAGUUCAGGUUUAUCAUGCAGUUUCAUAACAUCAAGUCCUACACCUUGUGAAGGUGAUCAUUACUUAAUUGUCAAAAGGUCAUGUUAUGCAUUGGAAUGGAGCAUUCAUGUCUUUCAGACAUAUUCUAGUUUGUCUACAUUUAUAUCCAGGGUGAAUGUAUUUACAAAAGUAAUUAACAGAAUUUAUAUAUCAGUAAAAAACAGGAAAUAGUUGCAGCUGUCUUUUGUCAUCUAUAGCAAACUCUCCCAGUUGAUGUAGUCUUGGAAGAUAAAGGAUGUUUUAUGUGUACAUAGAAAACUAUGAAGAAUGCUGUUUAUAUUGUAAAAUUGUUAUUCAAUCCAAGUCAUAGUUCUGAAGCUAUACUAAAAUUUUUGUAGUAGAAAGCGAGGACCAAGGAGAAUUUCGAAGUAAGUACAACACAAGAUCAGUUCAAUUUGUUUACAUUGUCAGUGCCCUCGGCCACUGAUGUAACAUGGAGCGUACUUUGUUUACAUUAUCAGUGCCCUCAUUCACUGAUGUAACAUGGAGCGUACUUUGUUUACAUUAUCAGUGCCCUCGUCCACUGAUGUAACAUGUAGCGUACUUUGUUUACAUUAUCAGUGCCCUCGUCCACUGAUGUAACAUGUAGCGUACUUUGUUUACAUUAUCAGUGCCCUCGUUCACUGAUGUAACAUGGAGCGUACUUUGUUUACAUUAUCAGUGCCCUCGUUCACUGAUGUAACAUGGAGCGUACUUUGUUAACAUUGUCAGUGCCCUCGUCCACUGAUGUAACAUGGAGUGUACUUUGUUUACAUUAUCAGUGCCCUCGUCCACUGAUGUAACAUGGAGUGUACUUUGUUUACAUUAUCAGUGCCCUCGUCCACUGAUGUAACAUGGAGUGUACUUUGUUUACAUUAUCAGUGCCCUCGUCCACUGAUGUAACAUGGAGCGUACUUUGUUUACAUUAUCAGUGCCCUCGUCCACUGAUGUAACAUGGAGUGUACUUGAACAGUAACUACAGUGAAUGACCAUAUCAACAACACUAUGCCAUCAACCAACUGAAUUAUUUACAUUUUGACAUCAUGUACAUUGAAUCAAUAAUUCAAGAAAUAUCAACUCUAUUUAUCUCAUUUCAUUAUGAGGAAGGAUGCUGAGUAUUUGUUUUCUAUGUUUUUAAGCUAGUAAAUUGUCUUGUUUUUUGAA
This is a messenger RNA of Ylistrum balloti, 3130 nucleotides long. RefSeq names its product mitochondrial-processing peptidase subunit alpha-like. The record is from RefSeq and is a predicted model, not a curated record. Bases 1 to 1590 code for a protein of 529 amino acids. Lineage: Eukaryota; Metazoa; Mollusca; Bivalvia; Pectinida; Pectinidae. Gene Ontology annotation, cellular component: mitochondrion. The transcript has 12 exons. Gene Ontology annotation, molecular function: metalloendopeptidase activity; metal ion binding.